Fraxinus pennsylvanica is the source of this 582-nucleotide messenger RNA. The record is from the annotation of a GenBank genome assembly. Lineage: Eukaryota; Viridiplantae; Streptophyta; Magnoliopsida; Lamiales; Oleaceae.
AUGGAGAUUGGAAUAAUGAAGGUGAGGCUGGUGAGUGCUAAAGGUCUCAAACGCUCUCAUUUCCUAGGAGGAAUGGAUCCAUACGUCGUGGUUCAAUAUAGAAAUCAAGAGAGCAAGAGCAGCAUUGCAAAAGGGCAAGGUCGCAACCCAAAAUGGAAUGAGAAGUUUAAGUAUAGUGUCGAUUAUCCAGUGGCUGAUGAGCAGCACAAACUCGUGCUCAAGAUUAUGGAUCACAAUACUUACAGUGCAGAUGACUAUCUCGGUGAGGCAAAGAUCUAUGUGACAGAACUUAUAGAAUUAGGAGUGGAGAAAGGAAAGGCUAAACUUCGACCUCAGAAAUACAGAGUUGUAGACACCAACCUAACUUAUUGCGGAGAGAUUCAAGUUGGAAUUAAAUUUGGUGUAAAGAAAGAAAGUGUUGAAGAAAAAUACUUUAAAAAAUCUUCACGAAGAUACUUGGACGAUGAAGAACGAACCACCAAAAGAAUCAAACUGAUCCGUUGGAGCAAGAAGAAUGAAGAAGAAGAAGAAGAAAAAUAUGUACAGGCUGGAAUCAAGAAAAGGAACUUUCUAAAAAUGUGA